This is a messenger RNA of Trichomycterus rosablanca, 3565 nucleotides long. It is a transcript of the gene mtss1la, whose product is annotated as MTSS I-BAR domain containing 2a. The record is from RefSeq and is a predicted model, not a curated record. Bases 393 to 2639 code for a protein of 748 amino acids. Gene Ontology annotation, molecular function: phospholipid binding; actin binding. Gene Ontology annotation, cellular component: actin cytoskeleton; cytoplasmic side of plasma membrane. Lineage: Eukaryota; Metazoa; Chordata; Actinopteri; Siluriformes; Trichomycteridae. The transcript is spliced from 15 exons. Gene Ontology annotation, biological process: plasma membrane organization; cell projection assembly.
UGCAUCACUCAGUUCUGUUUAUUAUCGGGUAACUGGUAGUGCCUUACUGCUCAAACCUUCUAUUCAUAUCAGGAUCGGAUUUUAUCUUAAAACUGUGCUAAUAUGACAGAGCUUUUAGUCAGUGUGUCCGUUCACUUAGCCUACUUAGUCUAGACGGGGGGUUGGGAGGGCAGAACCAAAUCUUUGACCCCGAUCUUCAACAUCCUGACAAACCGGAGCAAUCGCGAACACACGAGAGCUCGGUUUUCUUUAUGGACAUCGAAUAAAACCUAAAUCCAGUCCGAAUCCACUGGGUUUUAAACGGGAUGUAACACAUCAGUACCUGCCAGUGAAAUCAGCUCGUUCCGAUUCGGGUUUCGCGUCUUUCUCGUCAUUCAUUUCGCUUUGACAACAUGGAGAGCGUGGAGAGAGAGUGUGGAGCUCUGGGUGGAUUAUUCCAGGCGAUUGUGAACGAUAUGAAGAAUUCAUACCCAGUGUGGGAGGACUUCAGUGCUAAGGCCACUAAGCUACACUCCCAACUUAGGACCACAGUACUGGCGACAGCUGCUUUCCUGGAUGCCUUUCAGAAGGUGGCGGACAUGGCGACAAACACAAGAGGUGCUACAAGGGACAUCGGCUCAGCGCUGACCCGAAUGUGCAUGCGCCACCGCAGCAUUGAGGCCAAACUGCGACACUUCACCAAUGCUCUUAUGGAAAAACUGGUUACACCACUUCAGGACAAAAUAGAGGAGUGGAAAAAGACUGCUGCCCUUUUAGAUAAAGACCAUGCCAAAGAGUACAAACGUUCUCGACAAGAGAUCAAGAAAAAAUCCUCAGACACUCUCAAACUGCAGAAAAAGGCCAGGAAAGGUCGAGGAGGGUUGCAGCCUCAGCUGGACAGUGCUAUGCAGGAUGUGAGUGACAUGUACCUGCUGAUGGAGGAGACGGAGAAGCAGGCGGUGCGUCGAGCCCUUCUUGAAGAGAGAGGGCGCUAUUGCACCUUUAUUAGCUUCCUGCAGCCUGUAGUGAACGGAGAAAUUGCUAUGCUGGGAGAAGUGACUCAUCUCCAAACUAUUGUGGAUGACCUUACCAUGCUGACCACUGACCCACAUAAACUUCCUGAGGCCAGUGAACAGGUGAUCUUGGACUUGAAGGGGUCUGACUACAGCUGGUCCUACCAGACUCCCCCCUCCUCCCCCAGCAGUGCUGGCUCCAGAAAGAGCAGCAUGUGCAGUUUGGUGCAUUUACCACCAGGUGGAGCUCAUCGCCUAAGCAGCGUCUCCUCUCAUGAUUCUGGAUUCAUCUCUCAUGAUGCCAACAUGCAGUCCAAACCACCUUCUCCCAUGCCAUCAGACAUUACCAGCCAGAAGUCGUCCAGUUCAGCAUCUUCUGAAGCCUCAGAGACGUGCCAGUCUGUAAGCGAGUGUGGUUCACCAACAGCAUUUGGCUCAUCCAUCGCCUCUUUCUACCCUGCUCACAUUUAUAAUGGCACCAUCAGACCCCACCCAUCCAUGUCCUAUAAUCAUUCUUUUGGAUCAAACUCCCCCUCACCCACAUCAAAAGUUCCCCACUGGAAGCAGGACUGGUCUAAAGCAGCUCACUACGAGCAGCAGGGGGUGAUGAUGCAGCGCAGGGUUGAUGCUGUCGAGUCCUCCAGUGGAGCGAGAGGCUCUCUGCACCAUGAGGAUCCAUACAGGACUAGAUUGAGCCCUGGGAACAUCAGUGCAAAGCACGGGAAGCCGAUGCCUGCAGCCAGUGAACUGGCCAUGGUUCUUACUCGUGGCCUGAGUCUGGAGCAGCAGAAGAGUAGCUGUGAUUCACUGCAGUAUUCCAGUGGUUACAGCACCCAGAACACCACCCCGUCCUGCUCUGAGGACACCAUUCCCUCACAUGGCUCUGACUAUGACUGCUACUCUAUAAAUGGAGAUGUUGACUGUGAUACUCAAACAGACUUUGAUAAAUCCUCCACUGUCCCCCGGAACAGCAACCUGGCCCAGAAUUACCGUCGUAUGAUCCAAACCAAGAGACCUGCAAGCACUGCUGGGCUCCCUGGAGGUGUAGGUGCACCUGGAUCCAGUAAAGCAGGAGGGACUGUCAUAUCCUCUGGAACUGCCACCAUUCGCCGGACCCCAUCCUCCAAAGCUGGUGUGAGGCGCACCCCUUCUAACGUGGGCCCGAUUCCCAUCCGUCCUCCUAUAGUCCCUGUGAAAACACCAACUGUCCCUGACUCGCCUGGUUUCCCCAGUCCUCCCCCAGACCACAACGGCAGUGAGGAGAGCCUGUAUUACGAGGAAUCUAUGGAAAACCUAGAGUACAAAGCUUCACCCAAGCGGAUGAGCCUGCCUAACCCGGCAGCUUGGAGAGCAGCUUCUGGGAUGAGUUUUCAUGCCCAGCAACCUGGCAUGAUGGGUCUCAGCAUAGAAGAUGAUCAGAUGCUGGCUGCUAACCGCCACAGCCUUGUGGAGAAGAUUGGCGAACUGGUAGCUAGCGCCCAUGCCCUAGGAGAUGGCCACUUCCCAUUUCCAACAGAUGUCCAGGCUAGUCAACAUGACCCAUCACCCCCUAGAGAGGGAGAGGACAUACUGAAGUCUAUCCGCAGAGGAGUGCGCCUCAGGAAGACUGUCAGUAAUGACAGGUCAGCACCUAGGAUCUUGCAGUAGAUAUGCUUGGAUCACACAGCCAAAUUGACUCUUACUGAUUCUGCACAAGAGAGAUGUAUGUAUGUAUGUAUGUAUGUUGAAAUUGUUGAAAACAAUAGUUCAUAGACGAAAAGUACAAAAAAGAAAUUGUUUAUAAACUGGUGAUGAACCAGUAGCAGGCCUGUGUGAUGAAGUCAUGUAUAUGGACACAGUUUGUGUAUGGACUAUUUUCGGUAGGUAUAUUGAAAAUGUUUUAGUAACAUCUAGUGAAAAGCACACUGCUGUGACAGUUUGAGAGACGAGAGUAUGUAUAAAGUGCAAAAAAAAAUUCUAGUUACAGUACAUGGUCAAAAGAAUGUGGACACCCCUUCAAUUGUGAGGCAUGUCUAGCCCUGUUACACAUAUUUGCCACAAUUAAUAUCGUCCAAUGAUUAAACAAAUGUGAUCUCGGACACAUGCAAGUAAUAUCUUGUUAAUCUGAUCAACCACUUAACCAAAUUUAAUUGGUUAACCGGUUUAUUUAAUUGAACACAACCAGGCUUUAUUUUAGUAAGCUCUGUGGAAUAUAAAUGAUUUACAGUUUGGUUGAAAUAAGAUGAUGAAUAAGCACAUAUUACAUAUAGAUGUAAUGUUCAGUGUCCACAUCUUUUUGACCAUGUAGUCUAUGUCAGGUGAUCCUUUUGGAGUUUUGAUUUGUAAUUACUAUGUUAAUCUUAUGUUACCUAACUGUAACUGUUAUAAGGUGAGUUUGACUAAUUUCUUAAUCUCCUAGGUGAAGAGGUUUGUGUUAAAACUCUUUACCUCGUGUUGUGUUUUUGUUAUUAAUCUAAAAGCUGUUGUGUUGAACGCAAAUGGCACCGCUGUAGCCUAUUCUUACUCAGAGGGACCACACAAAGUACUGUACAUACUAUAACUGCCAAAUAAACCACCCCAAGUGUACCACCUCA